This is a messenger RNA of Sarcophilus harrisii (Tasmanian devil), 1080 nucleotides long. It is a transcript of the gene NKX1-1, whose product is annotated as NK1 homeobox 1. Gene Ontology annotation, molecular function: DNA-binding transcription factor activity, RNA polymerase II-specific; RNA polymerase II cis-regulatory region sequence-specific DNA binding. Lineage: Eukaryota; Metazoa; Chordata; Mammalia; Dasyuromorphia; Dasyuridae. The record is from RefSeq and is a predicted model, not a curated record. Bases 1 to 1080 code for a protein of 359 amino acids. Gene Ontology annotation, biological process: regulation of transcription by RNA polymerase II; cell differentiation. The transcript has 2 exons. Gene Ontology annotation, cellular component: nucleus.
AUGAUUUGGGGGCCUGACCUGAAGCCAAGCCCCCCAUCCCCCGCCCCGUACUUUCCUUCCGAUAAGUCUUCCGAUGGGAAGAGCCAACUGGCGGGGCGGCUGAACGACUUGGAACCUGGGACCUUCUCCACGCGUCCCAGGGAUCAAAGAGACCCCUCUCCAAGGCUGGGGAGCAAUCCGGACAGCUGGCCAAUACGGCCGGACGCGGACGUCUACAAGACGGAGGGGAGCGAAGUGACCAGCUACAGCAGCAGCGGGCGACCCAGUCCCAGCCCCAGUCCCAGCCCCAGUCCCAGCCCAGGCAGCGAAGAGCUGCCCGACGAGUUGCUGGGCGGCGAGGAGACCCUUAGCAGCAGCAGCAGCGGCGGCGGCGCCAUCGGAGGAGGUUGUACCGGAGGAGGCACCGAAGCCGAGGUCGGCGCCUCCAGGCACGCGGAGGAAGAGGAGGAGGAGGAUGCGGAAUCUGGGCCUCCAGGGGCCACGCCCGGCCCACCCGCCGCACCAGCCACGCAGCCUACGUCGGGCACUCAAUCCGGGCCGCAGGCGACGGCGUCCGCAGCCACGGCAGCCAAACCCAAACGCAAACGCACGGGUUCCGAUUCCAAGUCGGGAAAGCCUCGCCGGGCGCGCACGGCCUUCACCUAUGAGCAGCUCGUGGCGCUGGAGAACAAGUUCAAGUCUACGCGCUACCUGUCAGUGUGCGAGCGCCUCAACCUGGCGCUGUCGCUCAGCCUCACCGAGACGCAGGUGAAGAUCUGGUUCCAGAACCGCCGGACCAAGUGGAAAAAGCAGAACCCAGGCGCUGACACGAGUGCCCCGACGGGAGGUGGGGCGGGGCCAGGGCCGGGCUUGGGCGGGCCAGGGGCCGGCCUGGCCGGAGGACUAAGCCCCCUCAGCCCAUCCCCGCCCAUGGGCACUCCCCUAGCCAUGCACGGUCCCACGGCUUACCCGGGCCAUGGUCCCGGAGGGCUCGUGUGUGCCGCACAGUUGCCCUUCUUGCCCAGCCCUGCGGUGCUCUCGCCCUUUGUGUUGGGCUCACAGACCUAUGGAGCACCCGCCUUCUACACCCCGCACCUAUGA